This is a messenger RNA of Dermacentor albipictus, 3615 nucleotides long. RefSeq lists its product as uncharacterized. The record is from RefSeq and is a predicted model, not a curated record. Gene Ontology annotation, molecular function: DNA-binding transcription factor activity, RNA polymerase II-specific; RNA polymerase II cis-regulatory region sequence-specific DNA binding. Gene Ontology annotation, biological process: regulation of transcription by RNA polymerase II. NCBI's taxonomy places the organism in Eukaryota, Metazoa, Arthropoda, Arachnida, Ixodida, Ixodidae.
CUGCGCCAUUUUUGUUUGAGUUAGGUUGUUUCUCGGCGAAUAGUAGACGCUUCUGAGUACCAUGUGUAUGUGAUUCCCCGCUACAGUUAUUCGUCGGCAUGUGCGCGUUUUGCGGCGUUGAUCAACCUUUCUCGUGUAUGCUUUGUUUUCUUCGAAUGGCACAUUGCGAUGUCGGCUGUGUGCAGGUAUCGAGUGUUGUACCGAACGCCGCGUACGGGCUUGUGGAAGUGUUUCACCUCUACGUUGCUCCUCAUCAGAGAACACUCCCCAUAACGACAUUUGUAGCCUGCACUUCACGUUUUCCCGUGAAGGCGAGCUUUUGUGGGACACAGUUGUCUGCGUGUUCUCAACCGACGGUGUGCGUUUACAGGUGGCGCGGAAGUGCGCGUCGGACUACGUCGGACGUCGGCAAUAAACGUGUCAAAGCAGACGAGAUCGCUCUUCUCUCUAACUAAGUGUGGGCCAGGCCCAGGUUGCCCAUGGAGGAGCCCACAACACUGGAACUGCUGGCUCUGCAGCCACAGCAGCCUGGUGUAGAAGAGGAGGAAGGGGCUACACUGCCCCCGGGCACCCUGGUGCACAUUGAUGGUGACACCCUGGUGGCAGUGGUCGAGGAAGGACAGGCAAUCACUGCUACCGCAGAGGACACAGCGCGACAGCUUACAGAACUAGACCUGUCGAGCCUGCUAUCAGUGGAGGAGCCUGAAGAUGUUCUGCAGAAGGCGUUGCUGCAGGCUGACACGGUGGUUGCAGAGGAAGCCACCUCAGAGCAGCCAGAUCCAGUGCCAGAGCUGCAGCCAGAGGCUCAAGAACAGCAGCAGCAACAGCAGACAGUGGUGAUAGACGUUAGCAGUCCGAUCGAACUGUGCCAGAAUGCGCUGAUUGUGGUGAAUGGCCAGCGGUGCGUCCUUCAGCAGGAUGCCAGCACAGGACAGGUGCUGGCUUACCCUAUCAGGGAACCAAAACGCAAGCGCGGGCGACCCAGGAAGGUGGUUCCUCCCGUUGAGAAUGAGCCACCAGCUGCUCCUGCUGCGGAUGAAGCUUCCCUGACAGAGCUUGCUGCUGUGGAGGAAGAGGAAGAGGGUGACAAAGGCAUGGUGGAGAUCGUUACAGAAGACGGCGCUCUUGUGCGUAGGAGCUGCCGGCGGCGGAAGGUGGCACGCACUAUGCAGGACUAUCACUUGAGUGAAGGCAGCGAGAGUGAGCCAGAGCCGGAGCCUGAGCCUGAGCCAGAGCCCCGUAAACGUGGUCGGCCACCCAAGAAUUAUCACGAGGAGGACCCGUUUUGGAAGCGAAAUGGUGGACGUCGCCGGCCUCGCCUGCGAAAGCGGGAUGGCUCAUCAUCGUCUCAAAGCAACCCUAUGCAAGCGUUCCUGGUGCAGAUGGCAGAUGGGCAGACGCUCAUGAUGCAGAUCCCAGCCGCAAGCAUUCCGGCAGGCAUGGACCUGCACCAGGUGGCACAGAACAUCGCCACCAGCCUCAAUGCAGCUGCUGCACAGCAGGCCCUGUCGGGAGGCUGCCUGACGGCUGAAGGUGCUGCUGCGUCACCCGUCCUGGUGGCAUUGCAAGGUGCCAUCUCAGAUGAUGCACAGCCACUGCCACCACCAGCACCACCAGCACCACCAAAACGUCGACCGGGGCGGCCUCGAAAAAGGCCCCUGACGCCACCACCUCCUCCUCCGCCUCCUCCUCCGCCUCUUCCAGAUGCUGAAAAGCCAGAGGAUUGUCCAGUAAUUGGCCCGACGGAUGGUCUGGCAGAUGUGUCGGAGGAGGGCUUGGCUAACGAAUUGGCGAGUAGUGAAAGAAAUGGCCCUGCAGAAGCUUCAACAGGGUCGCCUGCUGAUGAUGCCUCCAGUGACAGCGUGGCCACUCAGAAUGUGUCUGCAGUGGUUGCCCAGAGUCUGGAAGAUGCUGUGGCACAGGUGCUGGGGCCGGCUACUGGACCAGUCACAGACGGAGUGGAACUAACACCGGUACAGCCUGCUGAGGAGUCUGUCACCCCGAACAGCAGUGAGGAUGCCACAGUGAUUCCUGUGCCUGAGAAGUUGGUCACUCUUCUACUUCCCAAGUUGGGUGUAAGUGUGGAGGAGCAACAACAGCUGCAGUGCCCAGCCUGCGAGUUCCAGGCGGGCUACAUGCAGCAACUGCAGGAGCACCUGCUGGGUUCGCAUGCGGAUGCAGUGGUGCGCUGCCGCCGCUGCCCGCACGUCUGCCUGUCACGUGACGCUCUCGUCACACACUACCGAUCGCAGCACCCACGCUGCAUCUGCCCCUACUGCGACCACAUUGCAGAGCAGGCAUACGCCAUUCGGCGCCACAUGGCAAGGCACACGCAGCCGGGUGCCUGCACCUGCCCGGUGUGCAACAAACGCUACAAGGACCCGUACAUCCUCAAGAUGCACAUCAAGAUGGUGCACAUGCCGGCCGAGGUGCUCUUCGAAUGCUCCCUGUGUGGCAAGAAGUUCAGCCGCAAGGCCCACCUCAAGCGCCACGCCCGCACACACGACCCACACAAGCCCCUCAAGUGUCCCCUCUGUGAUUACAGGGGCUGUGAGCGGUCGGACAUCACCAAGCACAUGCUGAUCCACGAGGAGCCCAAGCACGUGUGCAGCAUCUGCAACCGCUCGUUCCGGCAUGCCAAGAACAAGGAGCUGCACCUGAAGAGGCACAAAGGCCAGAAGGACUACAAGUGUGGCGUGUGCGACUUCUAUGGCUACACAUUCACCGACAUCCGCAAGCACAUUGAGAGGCGUCACGCCGACCCGCAUACUAUCCUGUGCGACCGCUGUGGCCAGGCCUUCAAGAGCCAGGCCCUGCUCAAGGAGCAUCAGAUGAGUGCCCAGUGUGAGGUGUACCUGAUUGAACAAGAACUGACGGAAUAUGAAGAGGCAGCCCCAGAAGGCUUGCUGGCUGCAGCUGACGAGCAAGAACCAUCUGAUGGAACUCUGGAGGAGACCUUUGUGGAGGCUGGUGGCCAGCUGCUGGAGCUACCAGGACACCAGUACGCCAUCGUGACCACCACUGCGGAUGAAGCUGGUGUGGAGGCUACCACUGAGGUGCCUGAUGGGGCCCAUGAGACGCACAUUGCUGUGGUGCAAGAUGCCAGUCAUCUGCUUGUCUAGUCCAGCACCAGACUGAACUUUCUGCCAAGCUGUAUCCUCCACGUGGCAAACCUUUGCUUCCCUCAGGAAGGCACCUGUACAUAUUUGUGUAUAAUAUGUGGAGGGCUGUGUGGCAACACCGUCGCCGAAGAACUCUAUGUGAUAAAGUGUGAACAAAUGCAUUGCCCGCCAGUGCUUUGCACUCCUUGGGCUGAGAAUGUGUGCGUUCUAGCUGACGAUGUGCCAAGUGGACUCAUGUCGCCUGUACUGUGUGUACAGGACUGUAAAGGUUCAUCAAACACAUCCCGUGUGGAACACUGUGCAUCCACAAUAAUCUAAAUGCACACUGUACAAAGUGUUGUGCAUCUGGAAUGAUCAAGGAACUGCGUGACUGUGUCAUUUUUUCAUCUUGCCUUUCAUUCCCUUCGGGUUGUGUGAGCAAGUGUUCUUUUUUUUCUUGCUAACAUUAUUAGGUAAGUGAAAAUUUCCUGCAUAAAACUGAGCUCUACAACAA